Molecule: messenger RNA, 945 nt
Organism: Penicillium pulvis
Lineage: Eukaryota; Fungi; Ascomycota; Eurotiomycetes; Eurotiales; Aspergillaceae
Exons: 1
Coding region: 1-945 (314 amino acids)
Source: RefSeq, a predicted model, not a curated record
AUGCAGCGAAUUCUCAGUCGCACCACAAGCUCCCGGCACAUAACCCGGGGCUCGCUGAUGCAGUUCAGACCUGGCUGCGUAAACAGUCAAUCCAUUUCGAGUGUCGCAUCAGCUGUACCUCAUCUGGUGGCACCUAAUCUUGCAUCAGCUCAGCACCUUUCGCACGUCCGCAAUGCUUCUGAGAUUCUUCAAAACCAUGGGAUUUUGAAGAUUAGCCUGCGAUUUGAGGAUCGAGAUUGCCAAUAUCUCGAGUCCUUGAUACUCAACUUCCACAAACACCACGGUCAUGGGCUACCUAUAUCACACAGUGCCACGCGUGGUUGGUUUUGGGAUGUCCGUCCUAGCACUGCCAACUUCCAGACUAAAAACUAUCGCGCUCGAUCGGAGACCAUGGAAGACUUCCCAUGGCACACAGAUUGCAGCUACGAAAACCCCACGCCACGAUUCUUCGCUCUUCAAGUCCUACAGCCCGACCGCUGCGGCGGAGGCACACUCUCUGUCUUGAAUGUGGAACAGUUGAGCCAUUUCCUUUCGCAGAGCACUCUUGUCGCCCUAUUCCAGCCAGAAUAUAGCAUCGCCAUUCCACCCGAGUUCAUCAAAGAUGCCAAUGAACAGAAUAUUGUCGGCAGCAUUUUGGCAGCCGAUGGCAAAAAUAAAUAUACAACCAUGCGGUACCGCAGGGAUAUCAUUACCCCCAUGAGCGUUCGCGCUGAAAAGGCGCUAUAUGAGCUGGAACGCACUUUACAGCAGCAUGAAGUGCAGUCGCGAGCUGUUCUACACCUAACUCCCGACGUACUACCCGGUGGCUCCAUCAUCUUGCUUGAUAACCGGCGAUGGUUGCACGCACGGAACGAGAUCCAUGAUCCCGGGAGGCAUCUUCGUCGGGUCAGAUGGAAUUCAGUUCCAUUCCUUAUGGGUGAGAUGUGCGAUGAUCAAGAUCAAUAG